This is a messenger RNA of Anopheles cruzii, 1172 nucleotides long. RefSeq names its product transmembrane protein 50B. Bases 199 to 681 code for a protein of 160 amino acids. The transcript has 3 exons. Gene Ontology annotation, biological process: late endosome to vacuole transport via multivesicular body sorting pathway; protein targeting to vacuole. The record is from RefSeq and is a predicted model, not a curated record. NCBI's taxonomy places the organism in Eukaryota, Metazoa, Arthropoda, Insecta, Diptera, Culicidae.
UGAUUCAUGGAUGCAAAAUUUAUCAAUAAACUGUAAGUCAUCGAAAACACUGUGAAUUGUUAAAAUACAACAGCGUUGUUACAUCGGUCUCUAUUGGCUUGCAAUUGCGAAGUAACGGUCGGUUCGAAGCAAUCGACCCAAUAGUGUCCUUCAUUAGUGCUCCCAACUGAUCGAGGACAGGCAACGCAGCGCAUCACAAUGACGAUAAUGGACAGAAUUCGACAGGGCUAUUGGUUCGAAAACGUUCCCCAAAGAACCAUUGUUGCCACCCUGUUAGCGUCCUUGCUGUUCUUUUCAGGCUGGUGGGUUAUCAUCGACACAGCCUCAGUGUACCCGAAUUCGUUCAACUUUUCUUUCUACAUCUGCGGCAUUCUGGCUACGAUAAGCUUCAUCAUGGUCAAUGCCGUCUCCAACGAAAUGCUGCACGGAGGAGCCGCUUUCACCGGUGGUAUCCUUGGCGAGAGUGGAAUUAAGGUUUUUCUUUUUGCUGGAUUUUUGCUCGGGUUCACGUCGAUCAUUGCGGCCAUCUGGAUCAUGGUGGCCGAGUUUGCCGUCAACGAAGCCCGAACCGACAAGUAUCCGGGCUACGCUCUGCUGAUUCACAACAUCUUCAUCUUCUUCUCGACACUCAUCUACAAGUUUGGCCGCCAGAGUGAGAACGACUAUCUGGCCAGCUACUAAAACCGUCCGUCGGCUGGUUCAUGCAUAAAAUGAAUCUUUGAAAAUCACGUCAGCGGGCGUCGGAUCGUAAUAAUUCUCGCAAAUUCCAUACGUGUGCGUUCUCAACAUAUUGUGAUGGCUUUUGGGGGCGAAAAGGAAUAUGCAUUCAACUCCCGAUUUAGACUAAACCCAACAAAGAAUUACCCAUCACUCGGGAAAAAUCAUCCUGCGACACCGAGAUCAUCCAAUGGAACACCAUAGAUUAGUAUUUUACCAUCGACGGGAGUUUUAUGGUUUGAUUAUUAACUACUUAAUACCGUUUUUUGUUUGCUAAUAAACUGGCCCCGGAAUGGUGCGAACGGCGACACCGCGUUGCUGGUUAUCGCGAUUCGUGCGCACACCGGGAAUAAGUGAACUAAGAAAUUACGAAAUUCCAGUAAAAAGGAUCCCUAAAAUAUGAGUAAACAAUAAAGCAACUAUCGUUUAUUUAUACGUAAUCAGCCAAACGGGUU